GGGUCUUGACAUUCGCCUGCCCCCUCUGUCCUGUAGCUAGGCAUUAUUUUUUGAGACAUUGUGAGUUUUCCUUCAGUGUCACAAUGACUCGUCCAGCACUCAGAUUAAUUCUGUUGGGCUUCUUUCUCAUCUCUGCCUCUUCAGCUCCUGUUAAAAAGACACAAGAUGUGAAUAUUUACAGUUUCUACAUUAACUCUACUGUGACCAGUCGCUACGCCACCACAAUCAUCACAAGCCGUGUGGCAAACAGACUUAAUGAAUCUCAGGAGAUCUUCUUUGAAGUGAAGAUACCCAAGAAUGCCUUCAUCAGUAAAUUCAGAAUGACCAUAGAUGGAAAGAGCUAUGAUGGAGUUGUGAAGGAGAAAGCAGACGCUCAGCAGCAGUACAGUCAAGCAGUUUCACAAGGACAAAGUGCUGGACUCAUCAAGUCUGUUGGAAGGACUUUAGAAGAAUUUAAAACAUCAGUGAAUGUGGCCGCUCUCAGUAAAGUCACCUUUGAGUUGACUUAUGAGGAACUGCUAACGCGUCGCCUUGGCAAAUAUGAGCUGCUCAUCAAUGCACAACCAAUGCAGACGGUGGCAGAUUUCAAGAUUGACGUACACAUCCAUGAGAAACCAGGAAUUUCCUUCUUGGAGGUGACAGGAGGUCUGAGCACCAAUGAUCUGGCCAAUGCCAUCAAAACUACAAGAGCUGACAGUGAUGCAUGGGUGACCUUUUACCCCACUCGAGAGCAGCAGACCAAAUGCAAAGACUGUGAUAAAAAUGGGCUGAAAGGAGACCUGCUCAUUUCAUAUGAUGUUGAGAGACAAAAUCCUAAUGGUGAAAUGAAAGUAUCAAAUGGGUAUUUCGUCCACAACUUUGCACCCUUAGAUCUUCAAAGUAUUCCCAAAAAUGUGGUGUUUAUUAUUGACCGAAGUGGCUCCAUGCACGGCAAAAAAAUUAAGCAGACACGUUUGGCACUGCUAAAGAUUUUGAGUGAUCUUUCUGAGGACGAUCACUUUGGAUUGAUCACGUUUGACAGUCAAGUUGAUUUGUGGAAGCGUGAACUCCUUAAAGCUACCAAGGCAAACCUGGAUGACGCGAAAUCAUUUGUGAAGAAGAUUACAGAUAGAGGAUCCACGGACAUAAAUGCAGCGGUGUUAGAAGGAGUAAAUAUGUUCAAACGGCAGCCACAAGCUGGAUCUGCUUCAAUCCUUAUACUACUGACCGAUGGAGAUCCAACAUCAGGUGAAACCAACACAGAAAGGAUUAUGUCUAAUGUGCGAAAGGCCAUUGGGUCAAAGUUUCCCCUCUAUUGUCUUGGUUUCGGAUAUGAUGUGAAUUUUGAUUUCCUAACAAAAAUGUCACUGGAAAAUAAUGGAGUUGCUCGCAGAAUAUAUGAGGAUUCUGAUGCCGAUCUACAGCUGCAGGGCUUUUACGAUGAAGUUGCCGUCCCACUUCUAACUGAUAUUCAACUUAACUACAUAGGAGUCUCAAAUCUUACCCAGAACAAUUUUGCCCUGUACUUCAACGGCUCUGAAAUUGUGGUAUCCGGACAAAUUACAGACAACAAUGUGGAGAGCAUCAGCACUGAAGUCAUCGCAAUAUCAAAAGGCAGUAAGGUGACGUACCAAAACACUGUAACAACAAAAGAUGUAAUUGAUGUCCCAUCUGAACAUGAAGAUUUUGUGGAAAGACUGUGGGCCUACCUUACAGUGAAACAACUUCUGGACAAACAUGUUCUUCUUGAAGGUCCAGAAAAAGAGGCUGUAAAGAACGAAGCUCUCAAACUUUCACUCAAAUAUCAGUUUGUUACAUCUCUCACAUCUAUGGUUGUUACCAAGCCACAGGAAGGUGACGUGGAGGUUGCAGACAAACCCAAAGAGGGAAAGGAAUCACACAGACCUCCAGUUUCUAGAUAUCCGUCAUUCACUCCUCGAACAGGCUAUGGUCCUCCAGGUCCUUCAGACUACGAUUACGAUCUGCUUUAUGCUAGUCGUCUUAGGGUUCCAGCUAGUCGUCCAAGGGUUCGAGGUAGUCGUCCAAGUGUUCGAGGUAGUCGUCUAAGGGUUCCAGACUUUUACGGCCGUUCAGGGUAUUACGCUUUUGAUACUCCGAACAGGGCACCUACACAUGUGACACGUACACUUGUGGCACCUACUCAAUCAGCAGUUCUUGCAGUUCGUAAUAAUCGGUUCCUGCUGCCUGCUGAUGGUCAGACGAAACCGCUUUGUUUUGAUGUCCCUAUUCCUCACAAACUAAAACUGCUACAGGAUUCUGCUUUAGGGUUCUCUAUGAAUGGAAAGUCUAGGGGAUCUAAAACUGGAUUCCAACAAAUCAUCAUUCAUUACAAAACAAACCAUCACCUGACAAUAAAUACAAGCUCUAUUAAUUAUAAUGAUGGCCAGAAUAAUGUUCAGUAUCUGUGGGGCCAGGAACCUUCCCAACAUGAACAAGAGGGUAUCAUAUUGAUUCUGCGGGACAAUGAAAUGGAUGUUACGAUUGGAAGUAUCCGUGUUGUUAUUGUACUUCAUAAGAAACGUAAGGAUGUGUUUCUGUGGCCUGCUGUUUGGCAACAACCAAAAAAUGUCACUUUGUCAGGUAUUUUAGGAAAAGACAAAAUUUCGUAUGAGGAGAUUCAAGGGUCAACUCUAAAGAUAAUGGACAAUGAUGUGAAAGCAUCAUGGGAUGAAAUGACAGACUACAGAUUUCCUUCAGCUCCAGUCGUCAGAUGUUGGCUUGUGCCGUUCCAGGCUGUGAUGAACGGAGAGAUUUCUGAUUUUACUGUUACUCAGAUGUAGAGUUCACAGCAUGUGUAUAUGAUAUAAUAAAGAGCAUACCUUAACCAUUUGCCUCUUUGCUUCUCAAAAAUCUGCUUGAUUUUAACCAUGUGCUUAUCUGUCUUCAUACUGAAGUCAAACCAAUGCCUCUUGCAGUUGGACACAUAUUUUACUGUAUUCACAAAAUCACAAUAAAAUCUACAAAGCAAUAAUGUGCUCCAACCA
Messenger RNA from Paramisgurnus dabryanus, 2984 nucleotides. Its product is annotated as inter-alpha-trypsin inhibitor heavy chain H3-like. The record is from RefSeq and is a predicted model, not a curated record. NCBI's taxonomy places the organism in Eukaryota, Metazoa, Chordata, Actinopteri, Cypriniformes, Cobitidae.